CUUUUUAGAGCUGACUCUCUAUAUUCCUUCCUCAAGCCUCAGCUUACACAACACACUCUAAGCUAUCUUUCAUUUCCUUCCUCUCCACUUCCAUCAACUUUCUCUCUCUCUCUUCUCUCACAUGGCAACAAAACCAGCUGAAGAACCUCCUGGAUCCUUGAAAUACCAGACAUGGGUGUUGAAAGUCUCGAUUCAUUGUGAAGGCUGCAAAAGGAAAGUCAAGAAAGUUCUUCAAAGCAUUGAAGGGGUUUACACUAUUGCGAUUGAUUCUCAGCAGCACAAGGUCACAGUGACUGGCAACGUGGGGGCAGAGACCUUACUCAAGAAGCUGUUGAAGUCGGGCAAGCACGCCGAGCUCUGGCCAGAACCUAAGAAGGGGAAGAAGUCCAAGAAGAAGAAAGAUAAUGGGGAAGCAGAUGGUGAGAAUGGUGAUGAAGCGAAAAAUUCUGCUGAGAAAAACCAACAAGCUGAUGAAAAUGGUGGUGAUGAUGCUGAUGAUGAUGACGGUGAGUCAGACAAAGAGGAUGGGAAUCAAAACAAUGAAGCUGGUGGAGAACAAAGUGCUGGUGCUGGUGCUUCAACUGGAGCCAAAAAGAAGAAGAAGAAAAAGAAGAAGAAAGCGCAAAACGGGAAUCCUCCUAAUGCUGGCACUGGUAUCCCCAGUGAGCAUUUAGGUGAUGCUCAUCCGGCGGGUGCUAAUGGGCCGCCUAUGGUUGGUCCAGACAUUUCUCACCCAAUGGCUGCCAUGAAUCUCGGCCCACCGAUCCAACAUGUAUACCCGGGUCCAUACCCGCCACCGAUGUAUUAUCAGCCUCCGGCCGCAUAUGGUCUAAGUUACAGUACGACGUAUCCGAGCUCAAGUGCUUCAUAUUUUACCCCUGCUAUGCAUGAAAACACGUACUAUCACCCGGACAUCUACUCGCCCUCUGAUCCUGUUGAUUCGUUUACGGACGAUGAUGAAGAAAGUGGCUGCUACAUUAUGUGAAAAUGUUGGGCAAUAUUAAGAGUAUCUAUAGUGUGUUGUGAGGAAAGGGGAGGCUUAACUUUGUACAAUGUACUGGUUAAGGUAUGAAAUGGUUGAGCUUAGUGUAUUUAGGAUUAGGGGGAAAAUAACAAGGGCUUGUAAUGGGUUUGGUCUCUUAUGUAUUAGUUGUUUAGCUAUUUUUGCACUACUUUGUGUUUGACCAGCCAAUAGAAUAGCCUUGUAAUGUAUUUUGCUAUUUGUAGGACCUAAAAAAUCUUCUUUUGCUCUCAAA
This is a messenger RNA of Rosa rugosa (rugosa rose), 1256 nucleotides long. Its product is annotated as heavy metal-associated isoprenylated plant protein 36-like. The record is from RefSeq and is a predicted model, not a curated record. The transcript has 3 exons. Lineage: Eukaryota; Viridiplantae; Streptophyta; Magnoliopsida; Rosales; Rosaceae. Gene Ontology annotation, molecular function: metal ion binding. Bases 122 to 985 code for a protein of 287 amino acids.